CCGGGCGGGCGGCCGCGGGCCCAUGAACAGCCGGGCCCCAGGGACUCUGGCCGUGGGGAGAGUGAAAUUCUUCGGCCAGCACCGCGGGGAGGUCAACUCCUCCGCCUUCUCUCCUGACGGCCAGAGGCUGCUCACAGCCUCAGAGGACGGCUGUGUAUAUGGAUGGGAGACCCAGAGCGGGCGGCUGCUGUGGAGACUGGGUGGCCACACAGGCCCUGUGAGGUUCUGCCGCUUCUCCCCUGAUGGCCGCCUCUUUGCCAGCACCUCCUGUGACUGUACCAUCCGCCUGUGGGAUGUAGCAGAAGCUAAGUGUCUGCAGGUCCUAAAGGGUCACCAGCGGAGUGUGGAGACCGUCAGCUUCAGUCCUGACUCAAAGCAGCUGGCAUCAGGUGGCUGGGACAAGAGGGUGAUGCUCUGGGAGGUACAGUCAGGCCAGGUGCUGCGCCACUUAGUGGGACACUGAGACUCCGUCCAGAGCAGUGACUUCGCACCCAGCUCAGACUGCCUGGCCACUGGCUCCUGGGAUUCCACCAUUCGCAUGUGGGACCUUCGGGCAGGGACCCCAGCGAUCUUCUACCAGGAGCUGGAGGGCCACAGGGGCAACAUCAGCUGCCUGUGCUACUCAGCAUCUGGCCUACUGGCGUCCGGCUCCUGGGACAAGACCAUCCACAUCUGGAAGCCCUCAACCACAGGCCUGCUUGUCCAGCUCAAGGGCCACAUCACCUGGGUGAAGAGCAUAGCUUUCUCCCCUGAUGGGUUGCAGCUGGCCAGUGCUGGCUACUCCCACAUGGUCAAAGUGUGGGACUACAAUACAGGAAAGUGCAUUGAGACCCUGAAGGGAGUCCUGGAUGUGGCCCACGCCUGUGCCUUUACCCCAGAUGGAAAACUCUUAGUGUCUGGAGCUGCUAAUUAGACAAAACCCAAGUUCACUGCAAAUUACCCAGAGCUGCUCAAACAGAUCAUCAGCACCUACGGCUCUCAAGACCUAUCACCCCUGCCCCUCCCCGCCCAGGGGACACAGGCCCAAAGCAACAACAGAGCACUCAACAGAUCCCUGUGCCCAGGGCUGCCAUGGCCCCACAUCAGGGCAGCCAACAGCGGCAGGCCAGCUUGCUGGAAUCCAUCAGACACCUGGUAA
Molecule: messenger RNA, 1138 nt
Organism: Hippopotamus amphibius kiboko
Lineage: Eukaryota; Metazoa; Chordata; Mammalia; Artiodactyla; Hippopotamidae
Gene: WDR38
Product: WD repeat domain 38
Exons: 9
Molecular function (GO): protein binding
Source: RefSeq, a predicted model, not a curated record